Messenger RNA from Leucoraja erinaceus (little skate), 1940 nucleotides. RefSeq names its product neuropeptide FF receptor 2a (gene npffr2a). The record is from RefSeq and is a predicted model, not a curated record. The transcript has 4 exons. Bases 568 to 1854 code for a protein of 428 amino acids. Gene Ontology annotation, biological process: regulation of cAMP-dependent protein kinase activity; regulation of adenylate cyclase activity; regulation of MAPK cascade. Gene Ontology annotation, cellular component: membrane. NCBI's taxonomy places the organism in Eukaryota, Metazoa, Chordata, Chondrichthyes, Rajiformes, Rajidae. Gene Ontology annotation, molecular function: peptide binding; opioid receptor binding; neuropeptide receptor activity.
UGUCCUGUACAAUACAUGUAAGUUGAAUGUCACUGAGCUAAAGCUGACAGAAUUACCCUGCAUAAAAUAAUUAUAGAUGAUUUCAGUCAUUUACAAAUAAGUGAUUAUCUAUUAAAGUUUAUUGCCUGCAGCUAGAUCCAUGGAUUUCUCUCCUUUUCAUGGAAUACAUGCUUCACGUAUAUCAACUUGUCACCAAUAUUGCCAAGGCACAGUAGCUAAUGAUUUAAAAGGUUGACAGAACGUAUAGGCCCAGAGGAUAGGUUUCAAACAGGUUUAGAAUUUUUAAUGAUAAAUCUGCUGUGUUUCUUUAUAAUACAAUACUACACCAGUCUCCAGUGGUCAGGUUGAAGGAACAUGUGUCCAAACAUUAAUCAACUUGGCUGACCAGAUAAACAUUAAAAAUGCAAUAUAAAUUGAUGCUGCUUUUAAGAAACUGGCUAAUUUUAUUGAUUAACCUUUCAAAAAUGUUUCUGAUCGCCAGGCAUCUCAUCAAUAUUUCAGCCUCCAUAAAUAAAAGCAACUGUUGAAAAGACCUAUUCAGUUGAUUAACCAACUAAAAGAAGCACGAUGAGUGAGGAACUGGAUCAGAAUGUUACAGCUCAGGAAUACUAUUCAUUCUUUUUUAAUGGAUCAACUUCCUAUUUUUAUCUUCAAAACAACAUGACAUAUCUUCCGUUUUAUCAGCACACUGCUUCCGUGGCCACAGUCUUCAUCAUCUCGUACCUGCUCAUCUUCCUGCUCUGUAUGCUGGGCAACAGUUUGGUUUGUUUCAUUGUUAUGAAGAACCGACACAUGCGGACAGUAACCAACCUCUUCAUCCUUAACCUUGCCAUUAGCGACCUCCUUGUUGGGAUAUUCUGUAUGCCUACCACCCUUGUAGACAAUAUUCUUACAGGCUGGCCCUUUGGAAACUUUGUUUGCAAGAUGAGUGGAUUGAUUCAAGGAAUCUCCGUUUCAGCCUCAGUUUUUACUCUUGUUGCAAUAGCAGUGGACAGGUUCAGAUGCAUUGUUUACCCUUUCAAACAGAAACUGAACAUGACUGUUGCAGCCAUCAUCAUCUCUGUGAUAUGGGUUCUCGCUGUUUCAAUAAUGUGUCCUUCUGCAAUCAUGCUGCAGGUGACCAAGCUGCCUGACAGUGUCAAGAUCAUCCAAAGCAGCAAGAAUAUAUACCCUUGCUAUCAAUGUUAUGAGGCAUGGCCAAGUCUAGAAAUGAGAAAGAUUUAUACGACGGUUUUAUUUUCCAACAUUUACUUAGCUCCUUUAUCACUUAUAGUUAUUAUGUACACAAGGAUGGGGCUGACCCUCCUUAAAACUAGCGUGCCCGUUAGUGAAGUGACUCAGCAAGAAAGUCGCAAUGCUGUGACUAAAAGGAAGCGACGAGCCAUCAAGAUGUUGGGCAUUGUUGCUCUGGUGUUCACCUUGUCAUGGCUGCCGCUUUGGACUCUGAUGAUGUUGUCUGACUACGCCAACCUCUCCCACAAUAAACUGAGGGUGAUCAAUUUCUACAUCUACCCCUUUGCCCAUUGGUUGGCCUUCUGCAACAGCAGCAUCAACCCCAUCAUUUACGGCUAUUUCAACAAGAACUUUCGCCGAGGCUUUCAGUCUGUCUUCCGGUUUCAUCCAUGCUCUUCUAAAGUCAGGCACAGGGAGACCCACACUCACCAAAUAUCCAACAAAUUCAUCUUAACUCCACAGAAUAAAAUUGGGCAAGAACCUGUCACAAGUAACUCUGAGGUAAUGGACGAUUGCAGCACACGUCAGGCACACAAACACGUUUGUAAACGGAAUGAAAACCUCGUUCUUGAAGAGCUUGAUAAUAGAAUAAAGGAAAGUGAUCAUGACGUUUCAUUAUAAAGCAAUGGUCCACCGAUCAAGAUUAUUAUUAAGAAGUUACAAUGCUUUUUCCAUUACAUUCAACAAAGUAAGUCCUGCCAGGCAAA